CAGAAGGGUGAAGUAAAAGGAGGAGUAACUCCAAUAAUCACUGUCAUAUAGAAAAUCACGUUUUCCCCUUCAAGAGUUAGCCUAUCUGUUUCUGGCAUCAUGGAGCCUUUCCUUGUCCCUCCCUUUAUGUCUGGUAUAGAGGAGUUAUCACACUGUAAAGGAAAGCGGGAAAACUUUCGGUGAAAUGGGCAUUUAGGUACAUUAUUUUUUGGCCUUUAGAAAGUCUAAAGAUUUGCCUGGAUACUUUAGAGGGUGUUUUGGUUAUGUCAAUGAUGGUGUGCCUUUAGAUGUGGGCACUUGUCCCCCUGCAUCGAUAAGGGUGAUCGCCUUUUCCUCAUCUUUAUACAAGAAUUGAUUCCAUUUCCCUCUUCUUGCAAUUGCAUCUCCCAAGGUGCUUACUUUGUGAGUAAGAGAUCUUCCUUGCAAAAGGUCUGAUCUUUCCUCAAUCACAGACUUCCCUUAAAAGCGGCCAUUCGCAUUCAUUUCCAGUUGUUUCCCAUCUCAUUCUCGAGUCUAAUCUGUUCCCAGAACCAUCUUAAUCCAUCUUUCUCUGUUCUUGCUCCCCAUCUGCGCAAGCUCCGGGCAUGGGGGUUGCGAUAGCUAAACUUGCAAAGAGGUUUAUGAAGAAGAGUGCGCUGAGGAUAGUAAUGGUGGGUCUUGAUGCUUCGGGCAAGACGACCAUCCUAUACAAGCUGAAGUUAGGCGACGUCGUCGCGACGACGCCAACCAUCGGUUUCAACGUAGAGACAGUAGAGUACAGCGAUAUCACUUUUAAUGUUUGGGAUGUUGGAGGACAGGACAAGAUCCGGCCUCUGUGGAGACACUACAUGCAGAACGCACAAGGACUCAUCUUUGUGGUGGACAGCACCGACGCAGCGAGGAUCGGCGAAGCUCGCAACGAGUUGCAUCGGAUCUUAAGUGAGAAGGAAUUAGAUAAGGCAGCUAUUCUUGUAUUAGCCAACAAGCAAGACCUGGAGGGUGCUAUGAACGCCUCCGAAGUCGCUGACAAACUCGGCCUACAUUCACUUGGUCAGCGUCACUGGUAUAUUCAAAGCACUUCUGCAAUUUCUGGACAGGGACUCUAUGAAGGCCUCGUUUGGCUGAAAAACGAUGUCCUUGGCAAGGCCAUGUAGAAGGGUCUCUUGCUUAAUCCUUCAGCAGCAGAAAAUUUUACAAACAUACACUGAUCAGAGUGACGAAUGGCAUCUAUGCUUCAUCUUCCCAGAGUCAUAUGCAAGCCAUGUUUUAGCAAACCGGACUUCCAAGAUAUCAUCACACCUAAAAGUGUAGGUUAAAGAGACGCAGAAUCAAUUCUUUUUUCGGCCAGGGUCAUCGUGAUUGGCCACAGUGAUAGUUGUGAAUUGUAUUCUCAGUUUGGUCUUGCAUACGGCGGCAAAUGAAUACCGAAAGUUUCACCAAUUCAAUGAACGCCCAAAUAAUUAGUGUAGGUUCAUUUAUUAUUGGCCUUAUUGGCCAAACCUCGUCAGCUUA
Eucalyptus grandis is the source of this 1491-nucleotide messenger RNA. RefSeq names its product ADP-ribosylation factor 2-B. Gene Ontology annotation, biological process: vesicle-mediated transport; intracellular protein transport. The transcript is spliced from 5 exons. The record is from RefSeq and is a predicted model, not a curated record. Gene Ontology annotation, cellular component: cytoplasm. The coding region runs from base 585 to 1133 and encodes 182 amino acids. Lineage: Eukaryota; Viridiplantae; Streptophyta; Magnoliopsida; Myrtales; Myrtaceae. Gene Ontology annotation, molecular function: GTPase activity; GTP binding.